Molecule: messenger RNA, 3673 nt
Organism: Thalassophryne amazonica
Lineage: Eukaryota; Metazoa; Chordata; Actinopteri; Batrachoidiformes; Batrachoididae
Product: serine/threonine-protein kinase BRSK2-like
Exons: 18
Coding region: 1-2133 (710 amino acids)
Biological process (GO): protein phosphorylation; microtubule cytoskeleton organization; intracellular signal transduction
Cellular component (GO): cytoplasm
Molecular function (GO): ATP binding; protein serine/threonine kinase activity; tau-protein kinase activity
Source: RefSeq, a predicted model, not a curated record
AUGGCUAGUGAUAAUGUGGACGGCGCCAACUCAGCUAGUUCACAGGCGAUUAUGAUGAUGACACGUUCUCUCAAAUUGAGACAGUUAUCUGGAGGAGGUGUAGCACCUAUGAUGAACUUCUGCCGUUCCCUGAUGUUGUCCAUACUUCACGAGGUGGAGCGGGAGAUCGCCAUUCUGAAACUCAUAGAACAUCCUCAUGUUUUAAAGCUGCAUGACGUCUACGAAAAUAAGAAAUACCUGUAUUUGGUGCUAGAGCACGUGUCCGGUGGGGAGCUCUUCGACUAUCUAGUGAAAAAGGGCCGGUUAACACCUAAAGAGGCCAGGAAGUUCUUCAGGCAGAUCAUCUCAGCACUGGAUUUCUGCCACAGCCACUCCAUAUGCCACAGAGAUUUGAAGCCUGAGAACUUGUUGUUAGAUGAGAAGAACAACAUCAGGAUAGCGGACUUUGGCAUGGCGUCUCUGCAGGUCGGGGACAGUCUGCUGGAGACCAGCUGUGGAUCUCCACAUUACGCCUGCCCAGAGGUCAUCAGGGGAGAGAAGUAUGAUGGGAGGAAAGCAGAUGCGUGGAGCUGUGGAGUCAUCCUCUUUGCACUUUUAGUGGGUGCUCUGCCAUUUGACGACGACAACCUGAGGAAUCUUUUGGAGAAGGUGAAGCUGGGAGUAUUCCACAUGCCUCACUUCAUCCCUCCAGACUGCCAGAACCUUCUGCGUGGGAUGAUUGAAGUGGACGCCAGCAAGAGACUCACGUUAGAGCAGAUCCAGAAGCACAUGUGGUACCUAGCUGGCAAGAAUGAGCCUGAGCCUGAGCAGCCUGUUCCCAGGAAGGUGGCCAUCAGGACGCUGGCCUUAGCUGAGGAGAUCGACCCUGACGUCCUGGAGAGCAUGCAUUCUCUGGGAUGCUUCAGAGACAAGGACAAACUCACCAAGGACUUGCUGUCUGAGGAUGACAACCAGGAAAAGAUGAUCUACUUUCUCCUCCUGGACCGUAAAGAAAGAUAUCCGAGCCAGGAGGACCAGAAUCUACCGCCGCGCAAUGAGAUCGACCCUCCCAGGAAGCGAGUGGAUUCACCAAUGUUGAGCCGCCACGGCAAGCGAAGACCCGAGAGGAAGUCCAUGGAGGUGCUGACUAUAACCGAGGGAGGCUCUCCUGUGCCUGUACGACGAGCCAUCGACAUGGCCACACAUGGGCAGAGAUCGCGGUCGAUCAGCGGCGCGUCCUCCGGUCUGUCGACCAGUCCUCUCAGCAGUCCCAGGGUGACCCCUCACCCUUCCCCCAGAGGGAGCCCUCUCCCAACCCCUAAGGGCACCCCGGUGCACACGCCCAAGGACAGCCCAGCUGGCACACCCAGCCCGACACCGCCCCCCAGUCCCUCCAUUGGGGGUAUGCCAUGGAGAACGCGCCUCAACUCUAUCAAGAACAGCUUCCUGGGCUCGCCACGCUUCCAUCGCAGGAAAAUGCAAGUUCCCACCCAGGAAGACAUGUCCAGUCUGACCCCAGACUCUUCUCCAGAAUUGGCCAAGAAGUCAUGGUUUGGUAACUUCAUCAACCUGGAAAAGGAAGAGCAGAUCUUCAUAGUGAUCAGAGACAAACCACUGAGCUCCAUAAAGGCCGACAUCGUCCACGCCUUCCUUUCUAUCCCAAGCCUGAGCCACAGCGUCAUCUCCCAGACCAGUUUCCGGGCUGAGUACAAGUCCUCAGCUGGUCCCACAGUGUUCCAGAAGCCAGUGAAGUUUCAGGUGGACAUCACCUACAGCGAGAGCACUGGUGCCACCAAGGAGAAUGGCAUCUACUCCGUCACCUUCACUCUGCUCUCAGGUCCCAGCCGGCGUUUCAAGCGUGUGGUUGAGACCAUCCAGGCUCAGCUACUCAGCUCCAAUGACCAACCUGGCAUCCAACCCCAGAUAUCUGGCAGCCCGUUGAGUAACUUCUUUGACGUAAUUAAACAGCUUUUUUCAGACGAGAAGAACAUCCAAGCGUCCCACUCCCCUGGCGCCCCUGCCACGCCUAGCUCCCCUGCCAAGCAUGUCCUCAGCAGCAGGCCCACCCAGGCCCCACCCACUGACUCUAAAUGCCCCCCUGGCAAAGACAAAACAAAGACGGCCACCGGCAACAGGACACAGGAACAACCUUAAGGAGCGGUAGCUGUGCAUGAGUAGACAAUACGCAGAUAUCAGGUCGUUAAACUAGACCGACCCGGCUGUUAGCUGUGCCCUUUAGUUCGGAGUGUAACUCUACAAAAUACUUUUGUUUUUUUGUUUUGUUUUGUUUGUUUCUUGCCUAUAAACUUUUGUACUGUAUAAAAUCUCAAUGGCUACUUCAGUUUAAAAGUUAAUCAGCAUUUUACAAAAAGUAGCACAUGUAGCUUUGUCGUGGCUGCCUCCUGUCCCUGUUUACGUCCCGGUGGGUGUGUCACUGCGUGUUUGUGCUCAUCACGUGUGAUGGCUUGAUUGUCUCUGCCACCAGGGAUCAUCCAUACUAACUAUUAGCGCCCCGACCUUGGCUCUUCCAGAUGGCUGACUGUGGCCUCCUAAUGGCCGGCCACCGCCGAAAGAGUCAGAAAAUGGAAGAAAAGCGAGAUGACAGCCCCGCCCCCGCCACAUCACUUUCUCCCCAUUUUUCUCCAAAUGCGGAGACGUCUCUGAGGAGCUCUCAAAAGAAAACAAAAACGCCUUAAGACAGUGAUGUUUGUCAGCCCCCUGCACAUACAUCCCCUCCCCUCUUAACUCUUUUUUCUGCCACAUGUACAUAAAAGCCCCAUGCGCACUCCUGAAAAUGGACACGACUUCUCUGAGGGAUGUAACGACUUGCACACGCUGACAAAUAUGGAGGUGAAUGCUGGCAGGAUUGUAUUUCUUUUUCAUGUUGUUUUUCUUGGCGAGCGGCAGCGCAGCACCAAGCGCGCGCGCCAUUGUGUUUCUGUAAAAUUAAAUGGUUUCUCGGAGGAAUGGACAGCAGGGGGUGAUAUUGCAGAAAUGAAUGAUCUACUGUGUUGUACAGCGGAAGUAAUGUUUCGUAUGUAUAAAAACUCUGACUUUAUGUUUAGCAGUUUGUUGCCAUGUUCUGUUGUUCGUGUGUACUGAUGAAAAGUUUUCCCUUUUGCACUUUUAGUGCCACAAUGUUGAACUUUAUUCCUUUCUUUUUUCUUCUUCUUCUUCUUCUUGUUUCUUUGAAUUAUCUGCAGGAUUCAGACAGUAUUUAACUGCUGUGUAUAUUUUUGUACUCUUAUCAUUUUGUGGUUAAUUUAUUGUCUGUUAUUUAUAUGAACGAUGCAGAGAAUGUCAGAUUAUUUAAGGAUAUUUUUGUCAUGUUUAAUUUAUUGAUCACUGAAGAAUCUGUAGACAUUUGAGUUUUUUCUGAGCAUUGUGAUGGCAAAUGGUGUAGUAUACGUAUGGGAAAUGAUUUAUGGUUAUUUAAGAAUGUAGACUAGCCUCUUUCAGAGGAACAAACCCUUUGUUGAUGACUGUCACUUCUUUCUCCCCAUUUGCACUCAUUUUGUAAAUAAUCCAACGUUACCCACAAGCUUAUUUUAGAAAAUUUUGAGGGGAUUCCUACUCUUAGCUUUGACCUUGCACACCUGUUUGCAUGUUCAGCAUUCGUCUUUUCUUUGCAUGUUGUUGAUGAAACUUUUUCUCCCCACUUUUUAAUGUGCAUUUCAGGGUUUUUUUUUCAUUU